Spirodela intermedia is the source of this 11302-nucleotide messenger RNA. The record is from the annotation of a GenBank genome assembly. Lineage: Eukaryota; Viridiplantae; Streptophyta; Magnoliopsida; Alismatales; Araceae.
AUGGGUGCGACCUCGGACGGGGAUCGGCCGUGGGAGUCGUACCAGACGGUGUACACCAAUGCCAAAGCAGGUAUCGUAGAGAUAGUCGCGCCCGUUCUCCACUUCCUACCGGUUCCGUAUGCGACGGCUUUUGGAUGGCAACUCCUUUUUCGUCCUCGUUCCUUGUGGAAUUUCGAACGGCGCAGCAUCUAGGUAUUUCGCUUCCAGGCAGGCGAGGCGUUCUCUCGCCUGGGAGGUGUAGUUAUCGGUUCAACAGGAUUGCGUGCAUUUUAUAAGGCUAUGAAACGGCCUUACCGAUUGAUGUACAUUUCCUGGUAGAUCGUUUUACAUUAUUCGUUGAAGCCGUUCGAAUUGUGUCAAGAAUAAAUUCUGAUAAAACAAAAACGAGGGACUGAUUUUGUUAGUAAUGGUACGCAUCUGAGGGUGACCUUUAGCAUUGUUAAAACGUAGUGCAGUUAAGAAUGACUCCAGUUCCAUGUGAAAGCAGGGAGCUAUUUUACUUAGGUGCACAUGUCCGGAGGAGAUAUAAAGCCUUCUCAAAUUUCCCCAUUGGAAUUUGUUGUUACUUGACACACCGGGUUUAAAUACAUGCUUUCAAACAUAUUCAUAUUGGUAUCGUCGUUAUUUAUCCGUAUUUCAUCAUGAGCACGAGUCCAGACCUUAGUUUGGAAUCACAGGAAUGGAUGGAGUCGACAAGGAAAAAGUUCAGCGAGUAAUUUAUGAAAUGAGCAAGGGAUCGAAGUAUUUUGAGAAUGAGCAACGCAAAGAGGCAAUUGUAAAACAGAGAAUUGAAAGAAUGCGAGCUCAGUGUGCAAAGCUUACAGCAAAGGACAUUGCUCAAUUUCAAAUGGUAUGCCUGCUGAAAAAUUCCAUCUUGUUUCAUUUCCUGCCUCUUGUUUCAAUUUUAUCGAGAGUUAACCAUUAAAUCAUACCUGAUUUUUCUCAUUUGAUAUAUGAUUUUUCAUGGAUCCAUGGAUUCCGGAUUGGCUGUCUAAAGACAUCUCACAGACUUCAGAUCUCAGGAACCUUGCCUCUUUUUCGCUAUUCUUUCAACAAACAUGCUGCUGAUUUUUCAAGUUAUAAGAAUAACAUAAAAUCUCCUUUUCUUCUGGGAAGAUUGGCAAAGGUAAUUUAUUCGUUUUCUGAUUGCCUACGUAAUAGACAAAAUAUCCUGACUAAUUUGGAGUGAUAGUUGCCCUGAUCUUUAAGGCACAGACUAUUGGGUAAGAAUAAAUGUGUAUGUAUUCUCGCGGGCCCUUUUAAUGGUAUACUUGAAAUCAAUUAAAGCCUUCCGAGAUCAAUGGAUUUGAUUAUUUAUUUCAAAAAAUAUUUCAAGUCUUUUGAACUAGAAACCUCCAAAAAACUGGGUGCAACAUGCACGUUGUUUGGGAGGUCUAGACCGGAUCCCAUGAACUCAAGUAUAUCUUUUCACAUACCCACUUAAAAAUAAAAAUAAAACAAAAGGUUGGGCCUGAUGGGUACCCAGGUUCAUUGGGGCCCUCUGGACAUCCAUGCUCUUUUUUUUUUCUCUUUCGGAAUGCAAAAACUUGUUUAAGCGGUUCUUUUUCUAUUUUUCUCGAUUGCUUACACAGGCAUGGUUAUAACACUACUUACAGUCAUGAAUACUUUGUAAAUUCAUAUCAGCCAUACUGCUGUUAUGAACUAGACAUACAGCUGUAAGUUCAUAACAAUUUUUUUCUUGUUCCAAUUUCCAGAUUGCUGAUAAAAGAAUCUUGGAGUUGGAAUCUUCUCGUGACCUAUCAAAGAUUUGGGUGCAUUCUGACAUGGAUGCCUUCUAUGCUGCUGUUGAGACGUUAGAAAAUCCUUCAUUGAAGGGAAAACCAUUGGCUGUUGGUGGCAAAUCUAUGAUUUGUACCGCUAAUUAUGAGGUCUGUUUUCCAAUCUGAUUAUUGAUUUAAUAUGGACGAUUCUCAUGUAUGACUUACGUGUCAUGAUUCUUGCAUAUUUGAAUACCUCACUUCAUGUUGAGGAUUAUGUUUUUGACAAGAGGAACCGUGCUGAAUGAUCUAGGCACGGAAAUUUGGUGUUCGUGCUGCUAUGCCUGGAUUUAUUGCCCUCAAAUUAUGUCCAAACUUAGUUUUUGUCCCAACAAACUUUGACAAGUAUAUGAACUAUAGUGAGAAGACCAGGAAAGGUGAAUUGGAUGCUCAAAUUUUAGACCACAUUUAAUUUUCAUAAUCUCUGUUAUCGGUUUUUUCUAAUAAUUUAAUAUCUUCCAGUUUUUAGAGGAUAUGAUCCCAACUUUAUUGCAACAAGUUUAGAUGAAGCAUAUCUCAACAUAACUACCAUAUGCAAAGAUCGCUGUGUUAGCAGUCAAGAAGUAAGUUUGAAUAUGGUUGAUUAAUUGUCUAUGCAUAAGUGGAUGUGUUGGUCAAUGUCUAAUUAACCCUUAUUAAGUUGAACAUCUUAUUCUUUGUAAAGGUUGCUGAAGAACUGCGAAAUGCUAUUUAUGAGGAGACUGGUCUUACAUGUAGUGUAGGGGUGGCACCAAACCGCCUGCUGGCAAAGGUAAGUUUGUCCAAAUUCUACUGUUUACGACCUAAUCUGAUACGAAUUCCAACAACACCAUGAAACCCAAAUGAAUGCAAGAAGUAGUAGAAGAUAAAAUGGGAAUGGAUAGCAACUGUAGAAGCAAAUGGCCGUCAACUCUCCAAUUCUCCCUUUCCUCAUGCGAUGCCCAGCCUCUCCACAGGCCUACCCUAACACUCUUGAGGAUGGGCAAGUUACAAACUUGCCCCUUCUUUCUUACUCGGGCUGAGCCACGGGCCGGCCCUUUUGGGCUGGUCUUUUUCACCUUCUGAAGUAAAUAACUGGGGUCAUAUCAGAAUUUGUUCCAUUCUUUUUCAUAUGAUUUUUUUUUCAAAUUAAAACUUAAGUUCAUGCUAUGAACAGCGAGCCAAUAAAAAAGUUAUCACCUCAGAAAAAGUUAUCACUGGCAAGAUCUUUUAAAGAAAGAGGUUAUCACCUUGUAUCUGUAGAAGCAGAAACUUAAACACCACUGAUGUAUGCUAAUGCAAUCUUGAUGUGGGACAAAGGUGCCAAAAUAGAUCUUCUUAAUAAAAGAGUUACACAAGGGAUGGGGACUUAAUAUCUAGAUGAUCCUGCGAUUUUAGGAGAAUUAUGAUCAUUAAUUACUUAUUGGGUUAUCUAAUUCAAAUAAGUAAAUAAGACUUCUCAACCAGGGUUUGGAACACCAAUCUUUCACACAAGGGUGGCCUAUGAAUCUCACAAAUUUUAAGAACAAGGAUUUAAAAACAAUGACCAACUUCACAAGAAAUUUAAUAAUCAACACACAUUUGUAAUGAUGAAAAGAAAAUAAAAGGUGGAGAGAGAAAAGGGGUGAAAUGAGAAUGUCGGCAGGAGAGAGAAAAGAGGGGUUUUGUGGCGAUAGCAAGAGAGAGAAAGGAGAGGGUUUGCAACAGCGAGGAGGUGAAAUGACGGUGAUGAGGAGGACAGCAAGGAGACGGAAUGGUGGCGACGGAGCGGAUGGUGAGGAGAUAAAACGGCGGCAAUGGGGGAGAUGGUGAGGAGGCGGAGCGGUGGUGACAGGUCAGGCGGUGAAGAGGCGGAACGGCGGUGACAGUGGGAGAGGAAAGAAAGGUGGGCUUGGUGACAAGGCGGAUGGCUAUAAGGUGGAACAACAGUGACGAGGCGGAUGGCUGUGGUGGCAGGAGAGGAAAGGGAGGGCUGGCGACGAGAUAGAACGAAGACGACGUGGGGGAAGAGAAAGAGAGAGAGAGAGAGGUCCCCCUAAUCCAAGAGGGCGACAAGAAGAAGAUACCCCUAAUCUAAGAGGCGACGAAAGAGAAUAGGAACCCCUAAUGCAAGAGGCGAAUGACGAAGAAGGAACCUCUAAUCUAAAAGGCGAGAGGGAUAACAAGAAUCUUCUUGAUUUUAAAUUCAACUUCAACUUUUCAAGUAUUCGUGAGUUUCAGUGUUUAUAGGAAAGAGAGGAAGGUAGUUAGAGGCGUCCCCUCCCAAAGGAUGCCAAGUGGUGUCUCUUGGAGGGAGAGGCGCCUUCCUUAGGGGAGAAGGGGUGCAUGGGUGAUGUGGCCUCUUCUCCUCCCUCUUCUUCCUCUUUGUGGGUCCAUCUAAGUGAAUGAACCCUCAUGUUGCCUCCAUCAAAUCCUGAAGACAAAAAGUUCAUAACUUAUUAUAGUCACGUGCCACCAGUUAGUUGAUCUCAUUUUCUGCAGAUCAACAUGGCAUUCAGUUUUCAUAGAUUUAUUUCUCUUUAUGGAUCCAGAGAGUUAAGAUUGGAGCAAUCUAUAGGUUAUUUUUGCUGUUCUAGUCUCCUUUCUCAAGUUUUACUUUCCACUGCUUGUGCUAGAGCAGCAAAAUAGGAAAGUGAAUAGUCUAUAUGCCUGCUGCCACAAUUAUGCUCCUCCUGAUCCUAUGUUUCAAAUAGAAGAAUGUAAAUUCGUUUUUAGUUCCUGCCAUUGUUAUUAUGCAAGUUUUUCCCCCCAAUUUCUGAUAGUUACAGCGAACAUCAGUAAAAAUGCCAUGAUUCAUAACAGCUUCGUAUCUGUUUAUGAUAACUGGAACUCUAUUGGAGACUAAAAAUUUAUCCAUCUUUUCAUUGAUAGGUUUGUUCUGACAUUAACAAGCCUAAUGGACAGUUUAUCUUACCGAAUGAACGGAAGGCUAUAUUGACUUUCAUAUCAUCACUCCCAAUACGAAAGGUUACCUUUAAACUACACUUGUUUUACAAUUAGUUUAUUCUUUCAUGAUAUUUUGCUUGCAAGGCGAAAUUAAACUCUUGAAAUGGACCUAAUUCUUGCUGCCACUACAUAGUCCAUUUGAACCAUUGUUAUUCCAGUUUAGUAUGCUAGCUGGACACUAGGGUUAUAACAAUUUCCUGUUGUACAUGAUAUAUUUUUUUCCUUGGAUUGAGUUAAUUCAUCCCCAUUUGUAGACGGCAUUGGUGAAAUGGAUAUUGGUGUUUCAGGAUGCAUUCGGGCCAUUUGAGAUGAUACUUUUUUGUCCAGUUUCCAAGCAAAAAAUUCAUAUAAAAAAGGAAGAAAUAUAUUUACCUUCUCUUUGAUGUAACAUCAUGAUCAUCAGAAUAAUCCUCACUAUCAUUGUCGUGUUAUCCUAUGGAUGUUGAAUCAGUUGAAUGCAUCCAAACCCUUAGAUAUUCUAGUCAACGUCAACCAGGUGCUAGCGUGGCUCCAAGUUUCUAAUCUCCAGUGUCAGAAACGUGUGCAGCUUCGUCAGAUACAUGGCUAUAGUUAAGCUUAUCAUCAUCUCAUUGGCUGGCUGGGAGAGGGCAGAAGAAGGCAAAGAAUGGGAAGAAUGGGGAGAAGGUAGAGAGAGAAGUUGAGGAUGGGAGUAAUUAUUAGAAAAAACCUCAUGAGAGAGAACUGGUAAUUUAGCCUGAUUAUGGUUUGGAAUGAUUUUUUCAGAACUAGGUAAAGUACUAAAGUCACUUGAAUGUGCGAAAGUGCUCAUUUGCCUCGAGCAGCGCUUGGGAAUGUAUCUUCUCUUCUCUUUCCAGAUUAUUAAGACGGGAUGAAGGAUGGAGGGGUAACGAAUGCUCAGUUUUUUGUAGCUUAGUUCAUCUACGUAUUUGGCUUGUUUGUCUCAUAAUCUUGCACUCUCUCGUAUUCCAUUGGCACUUUAAGUUAGAUAUACAUACAUAUCAUGUUUUUUCGCCUUCUUGUAAAAUAGAGAAUGGAGAUUCAUGAAUUAAAAAAAACGUUUAAGAUCCGUGGUAUAGUUCGGUAUGCUUUUAUUUCACAGGGUCGGACAUGGAUUGGUACAUCACCUAGUCCUGGAAAAUAUCGAUUUUGGUGAGGAAGGGCACUUUGAUGUUUUUUUAUUAGUAUAUUUACUGAAGAAUUCGGAAGAGUAGAGAGAGUUUGAGAUGAUUAUCGACACAUGAAGUUUUCCUGGGCAAAUCUAUUUCUUUUGCUGGUUACUUAUUUCUUCUAUUUUUUUUCUUGGUGGGGGGGGGAGAGAGGGGGGGAAUCGGGGGUCGGUGGCUGUACCAUUGAUUUUCGGAUUCCAAUCCAAGUCAAUCAAUUCCACAAACCUGGGUGUCCAAGGAGAAGGGGAAAGGCCUCUCUACCCUGGAGGUGAAAAUAAUGAUGAUCCUGUCAUGCGCAAAUUUAUUGGAGGAUCGGUAGUUGUGCCAGUAGUGAUUCGACUUUGCGGGUAGAGGUGAGAUUGUUUUCUGUGGGUUAGGUUUAUUGACAUAUUUGAUUUUUAGCUCGCAUGCUUAAGUCUAUUUUUUUGCACAUACGUCUCUUGUAGACUAACUUUUCCCAGGUUCUUACAGUCUCCUGAAAAACUGUGGUACGUUGCUAUGUAUAGGCAGAAUAUUAUGUCUACUCUAAUUUUAGCAACCUUAGUUUCUCUUUUCUUUCUUAUGAGAAGCCAUGUGACUCCAUUACUCCUCGUUAUCUUUGUUUUUACUUUACUUUUUUCUUCGAAUGUGCAGUGUGGUUUAUUGUCUUUAAUUUUGGUUUGACAUAUUUAUCAAAGCGUAUGUGCAGAUUGGGGGCAUUGGGAAGGUCACUGAACAUAUCCUUCGAGAUGUUCUGGGAAUCAACACAUGUCAGGAGAUGUUGAAAAAAAGUGCUUAUUUAUGUGGACUAUUUUCUCCUUGCUCCAUUGGUCAGUAUAUGGUUGAGAAUUUAUUCUAUUUCUACUUGAAAAUUUAUGAUAAAUUGUUUCUUUAUUCAUAAAAUGUAAGCAAAAAGGGAGACCAGGCCCCUAGACUAUUUGGUUCAUGUUUCCUUCCAAUUAUCAAUGUGGAAUAUAUAUACCCAGAACAAAUGGGAUGGUGAUAUUUCAGAUCAUAAAAUCUUUCCGGCUAAAAGAGUUUAAUCAAGAGGUUCGGAUGGUUGUACUCAGCACCUUCCAUACAUGAUGAUGAAUAUGAAGACAAACUUUUAAUCAGUCUUGAGAGUCUUGUUUGUGUUUUGAUGUCUUAUCUCUCAGAAUAGCUGUCUCCACUUUUGAAAUUAUCGCAAUAAACCGCAAUCAGAAUUGUCUUAUUAUUGAGAGAGUAAACAGCAUAGAAACGGCUGGAUACUGGAUAUUUCUAUGCUUGGUGCAUGAGAUCUUGUUUAUGCCUGGUGCACGAUAUCUUGUUUAGAUAUUUUAGAUUUAUGUAUAUUGAGAUUCCACUACCAACCCUAUCUUCUUAGGAAGCCUAAAUGGAACAUGUUAAGAAUUCGAAAAAACUAUUUUUUCCUUAGCUUGGUGUCUGUUGUUAUGUAUAAGUUUCUCUGUUACUAGCCAAACAACUUUUUCCUAUUUGGGGUGCUUUUUUGUGACGAAGGAAACUGAUUAUUACAGUAAAACAAUUGCACGUUUUCUGCACUACCUCCGUUGUUGCGUUCUGGGAGCUCAUAGGUGGUUUGCAAGCCAACCUACGGCUCGUGAAAAUUUAUUGAUGCAAUGGAUGGUUCAACGGAGUUCAGUGGAUGGUCUUGCAAGGUAUACUAUUUGAUGAAGAUCGUGCAAAUUUAAUAACUGGGGGACGAAGAUGUAGAAAGACGACUCAACCACCAACAUUAAUUGAUGCAGAACUCGGACAAUUGUUUUUGGCCACUCAAAAUCCUGCUUAAGCACCUUUUUGCCGUGGUUUCUCUAGGGAAUGAGGUGUAUUACAAUUGUGAAAAAAUGUUCCCACACGGACCUCUUAUCUUUUUACUGAGAUAUGACAAGAUUACAAUCACUACAAGCAAAAAAUGCGUAGAAUAGAGAAAAACAACCACACCAUAGCACACUAGGAUUUACGUGGAACUCACUUACUUGGGAAUAAACCACAAGAAAAUACCUCAGUAGCUGUGAAAACAAUCGGAAAAGCCAAGUUUCUCUUCUCAGUAAAGGAAAACGCCCCCACCAGCACCAGGCAGCAUUCCUUAGACGCAAUUUUUAAUGUGACAUGAAGCUUGACACCUAUUUCCCAAUGACAAUAGAGCUCCUCACUAAACUCAACCCAUACCUAUCGUCACACCCACAGCACCCAUGCUGACUAUGUCUGCAUACGUAAGUUUAAGGCACAUAUACAAGAAUAAUGUAUGACCAUCAUCUAUGCAAAGUUUAUGCCUUUUGUUGUUAGCUUAUCUUGUAUGGUGUCAUCCUUCGAUUACCUUUUCUUACAUAGUGAUAUUCUUUGAUCAGAUUUUUCUUGAACCUAUUCCAUUAUCAUCUCAUACGUUUUCAUUUGUAUAUUUCCUUCAGAUUUUUUUCUAUCUGUUGGACUUGGCGUAGGUAACACAGAUACUCAGUUUAGGUUGCGAAAAAGCAUUAGUAGUGAGAGAACGUUUUCAAGCACUGAAGAUCAGUCACUGAUUUUCAAAAAAAUGGGUAAAUAUCUGUUUUUAUUCGUAUAGUCUAUUUUCCUUUUUUCCUUUUUUGUGAGAUGGUAAUAUAUGUUUCAUAUGCUUCUUGGAUUUGUUUUCUGAUUUUUGGCAUGAAUACGAAUUGUCCCAUUUAAAAAGUCUGACUGCGUUGUUCCUUUUUUUUUAAGGAAGAUGCAUUGAUUCUUGGGUGGUUUUAUUAUUGUCAUGUCGGACUUUUUCCCCUGGCUGAUAUGCCCAAUGGCUAUUGGACUUUUGUUGAAUUUCUCAUCUUCCCUAGCUAAUUACUAUAGGAUAAAAGGAAGAAAUGGCCUGGAGAUCUGUGCUACUAUGGCUUACUGAAUAUCGAGUCCGUAGUUGAUAGAAAGUGGAUCUAUUCUGUCUCUUGGCAUGGUUGCAUAAUGUAGUCCGUAGCUUACUGAACAUCAGUUUCCGCUUUCAUCUGAAUGAUCUUUUAAUUGUUAGAUAUUUUAUGGUGACCAAUAUGAUCUUAUUCUGAGGAUUGACUCUUCGCUGUACCGUUUAACUCCUGCAUAAUGUAGUUUGCACUUAUGUCCCGUUGAAUUGUUUUUUAUGUAAGUUCUUUGCUGCGUGGUCCUUCGAAAUGUCCAUACUGUUUUACUUUGUCGAGGUAUAAACAGAUGUGUUCUCAUUCCUAAAAUCUCUCGUGCAGAAGAGAUAGCUGAAACAUUAUCAAAUGACAUGCAGAAGGAGUCUCUCUUUGGUCGAACACUGACAUUGAAAUUGAAAACUACAUCUUUUGAGGUCUCAUAUUAUUUUAGCAUCCUUCACUCUUUGGUUUACUUUCAGUUUUAUUAUGUUUAGCUUGAAUCCUGCAGUCCGUUCUUAUUCUCUCUCAUUUGAAGGUCUAUCUAUAUUUCUGGUGUUGACAAUGUACUAAAAUGCAUAGUUUGCUAUAAUUGUCUUUUUUUUUCCAUCUGGAUGCAUGUUCCCUUUCUUUCCUGUUUUAUACUGACGCUUUAAGUUCGCAGGUGAAAACUAGGGCUACAUCUCUGCAGAAAUAUAUCCAAUCAAAAGAAGAUAUCUUCAGUCAUGCUACCAAGUUACUAAAAGCAGAACUUCCCCUCUCUGUAAGGCUCAUAGGUAUAAUUGUUUUCUUGUAGUUAAUAUUUGUGGGGAUCGUUUAUUCUUGUGGCAACUUUCCGAGUUUUGAAUUCUUUCACUCUUGACGGUUUAUUACAUUUUAUGCUAGUUUUGAUAUUCUUUCAAUGAAAAUUUCUGUGAAUAUAAUGCCCUGGGUAUUCACUGCCAUGCAGGUCUGCGCAUGUCACAUUUUUGUGUUGGCACGCCUCAUUCGGCUGAUCCAAUGCAAAAAACUCUCAGCGGUUUUAUUUUCUCAGGAGGUGCUUCUAGCAGUGCAGACACCAAUGCUGAUUCAUUGAUCGACAGUGAGAUCUGUUUUUCGGAUGAUGUAAACGAUCUUCCUCUAGGAUAUGACCAUCCAGAACAAGUCGAUGAGAAACACCUCACUCAUUGUACUGGUGAAAGGAAUGAAGCUACUGAUGACAGAAGCGUAGCAAAGGUGUGCUUCAUUUAUAUCUAUUCAUUUUGUACUGAUAUUUCUGUACAAGGAUUUUGAGGUUUAGUUGAAUAGAGAUUAAGGGGACCACGAAGCAUUAUUUAAUGAUGAAUUUUCCAUUCACUAAAGAUGAUACAUUUGAUUUCUUUCCACCGUGAGGGUUUCAAAGUGUGCUUUAAUAUAGGAGAUUUGCCGAAUGAGGCGUAUUCAGAUGAUUGUCAAGGGUUCUAGAGAGAAAGUAGUGUUUUACGCUUAAGCUCAUAAAGUCAUUUCACUCAAUCUAACUGAUAGAUAUUGAAAUGCCAAUUUCUUCCUGCACACAGUCCUUGAUGGAAGGGAUGGAUCUAAUGAAUGAAGAAGACAAAUCAGCUGAUAACCGAGCUCUAUUGUCACGCACUCAAGAAGAGGUAGUGUUGUGGAUCAACGAUUACAUGUGCUCAUUAUGUGGGUGCGAAUUGCCUCCGAGCUUUGUUGAGGAAAGACAAGAACACUCCGACUACCAUCUUGCAGAAAUGCUUCAGAAGGAAUCCAUGGAUAAUUUUGGCAAACCCACGCAGGGGAGGUACACGCUUAUCCUUCCCAUCCAGCAGUACAUUCUGAUUUUGGUGGAAGAUCUUCUGGUUGCUGAUAUGUGUUUCUCUUAAUGUGGAGAGAGUUCUCCCUAUGAACGGCCCUUAGUAAAGGGCUGGUGUUGCUCAUCAGCUCGUUGUAAAACCCACCAAAUUACUCUCUUUCAUUUUGAUUUCACGAUAAUGCGACGAUGAUGAUUGAUGUUCUGGGAUGAAUCUGAGGCGAAUGAUCCAGCCUUUUAAUAACGUAAUGGUUGGCCAAGAUGGCAGGAACAACAGUCAAUUGAUUUUUCUUAUUCAAAUGUGAGGCUUCUUCAAUGCGUAAUUAUCCAGCCUUCCAACUAUAGAACAGUUGCACCGGUGGCGUUAGUUUUAAAAGAGCAGCAUCUCGACAUAUCACAUCUUACUGAUUAUUUUUUAUGCAUUCAAAUUUUCUUGUUCUAGCUGCUCAUCAUCUGCGGUUAUUUAGAUGCAAAAAAUGCCGUUCAUGGGCUUCAUGUUCUAUUCAAUAUUCCUUGAUCUACUGGCUAAGCUUCCUAAGCUGACACUAUUUAUUCAAAUGCGAGUCAGUUAGUUGGCAUUUUAUAUGAAUGAUCGUUCUCCAUGAUGUUAUUCGAUGUAGACCAAUCAAAAUUUGGUAGAACCUCAUUUUAAAAAUAAAAAUAAAUUAAAAGUUGUUUGAUAGCGUGAACCAACCUGUGAUUAUUCUCUGCUUUUUGUACAGUAAUCCCGUCCAGAAAUCACCUUGUGUGGGACGAAGUGCUCGGAAGAGGCGCAACAAGUCCGCCCACAACGACGGCAAGCACAUCCCCAUCGAUUGUUUUUUCGAACGAAGUAAGAAAGUCCGACGCCCAUAA